UCUGAGCGCUGCGCUCCGCCUCUCCUGGCCGGGAUGCCCAGCCCAGCGCUCCAGCGGAGGAGGAGGAGGAGGAGAAGGAGGGAGGCCGGCUCAGACGGGAGGAGGGGACUGGAAAAGAAGCCGGGGUCGAGCCGCCCCGUCUCUGGACCGCUGCUUGCUUUUUUGCCCUUCCAUCCUCGGAGCGCAGCGCUCGGGCCAGGCUUCGCAGCGGAGCGAGGGGGAGAAGCGCUGCGCGGUCCUUGGGCGCCGUCUAUGAAGGAGCCCCGGCCGGGUUCGGCUGCUGGGGCGAUGGAGGGCGUGGGCCGGGCUCUGGGUCUGGGCUCCGGGGGUUCGGCGCUGGAGAAGAGCGCGGCCGAGCUAACCGUGAUGGACGUCUACGACAUCGCCUCGCUGGUGGGCCAGGAGUUCGAGCGGCUCAUCGACCAGCACGGCUGCGAGGCCAUCGGCCGCCUGAUGCCCAAAGUGGUGCGGGUACUGGAGAUCCUGGAGGUGCUGGUCAGCCGGGAUCACAUCAGCCCCGAGGUGGAAGAGCUCCGCUUGGAACUCGACCGGCUCCGCUUGGAACGCGUCGACCGGUUGGAGAAGGAGAGGAAACACCAGAAGGAGCUGGAACUGGUGGAGGAUGUUUGGCGAGGAGAAGCCCAGGAUCUCCUCACUCAGAUCGCCCAGCUUCAAGAGGAGAACAAGCAGCUGAUGACCAACCUCACCAACAAAGACGUGAACUUCUCGGAGGAGGAAUUCCAGAAACACGAAGGGAUGUCAGAAAGAGAGAGGCAAGUGAUGAAAAAGCUAAAGGAAGUGGUCGACAAACAACGGGAUGAAAUCCGGGCGAAGGACAGAGAACUGGGACUUAAAAACGAAGACGUGGAAGCACUCCAGCAGCAGCAAAACAGGUUGAUGAAGAUCAACCACGAUCUGCGACACCGGAUUACCGUCGUGGAAGCUCAGGGAAAGGCGUUGAUUGAGCAGAAAGUGGAGCUGGAAGCGUAUUUGCAAACCAAAGAGCAAGAAAUGACGGCGUUGAGAGCGGAAUUGGGGAAACUGAGGGAGAAACUUCAAGGGGAACCGAGUCACAACGGAGAAGAAGCACCGCCGGAAGAACCCAAAAACCCCGAGGAGUUCCUGUCGGAAGCGGAGAAAACGGCUCUAGAUAUGAAAGAUCCCAAUCGGCCCAGAUUCACUCUGCAAGAGCUCCGGGACGUUUUGCACGAGAGGAACGAGCUGAAGUCGAAAGUCUUCCUCCUUCAAGAGGAGCUUCUGUAUUACAAGAGCGACGAAUUGGAUGAAGAGACGCGAUCGGCUCAGCCCCCAGCCAUUCUUAAUUCCAAACCGUUGACUCAGCAAGAAUCUGGCAUCAAACGGCUAUUUAGCUUCUUUUCCCGCGACAAGAGACGCCUGCAAGCAACCCAGCGAAACACCUCCUUCCACGGCUCCUUCGGCGAAUGGGCCGACCGGAACAAAGACGACGUCUACACCGAACAAGGUUUAGAAGCUCUGCAGCACCUGUGACCUGAACCCAGAACUCUCGCUUGUACCGAGGCGCCAAACGCAGAAACACGGAAGCUCUCGUGUGGCGAACGGUGCCCGUCAUCCCCCGCCCCACAAUUACCAGGUCUUGCAUUGUUGUCAGCUCAGGGUGGGGGUGGGGGGAAAGAUGCAUUAAACCAGAAUUGGGGCACCAGAUUCGUUCUCCAAGCAACGGAAUCACAAUAUGGAUUUGGGAAGCAAAUUGUGGCGAUUCCUGCGGCCCGGCACUGCAAACCGGUCAUCGUUUUGACUUCUGCUGACUUGUGGGUGAACGUCACAUCACCGAUGUUUCCUUUUAUCCGCCCCCUACCCUCCAAAAAUGUUUUUUUUUAAAAAAGAAGGAUCUGGGCCAGGGGUGAAAUCCAACAGGUUCUGGAGAACCGGUAGUGGAAAUUUUGAGUCGUUCGGAGAACCGGCAAAUGCCACCUCUGGCUGGCCCAGAGUGGGGUGGGAAUGGGGAUUUUGCAGUAUCCUUCCCCCAGGAGUGGGGUGGGAAUGGGGAUUUUGCAGUAUCCUUCCCCCAGGAGUGGGGUGGGAAUGGGGAUUUUGCAGUAUCCUUCCCCCAGGAGUGGGGUGAGAAUGGGGAUUUUGCAGUAUCCUUCCUCCAGGAGUGGGGUGAGAAUGGGGAUUUUGCAGUAUCCUUCCCCCAGGAGUGGGGUGGGAAUGGGGAUUUUGCAGUAUCCUUCCUCCAGGAGUGGGGUGGGAAUGGGGAUUUUGCAGUAUCCUUCCCCCAGGAGUGGGGUGAGAAUGGGGAUUUUGCAGUAUCCUUCCUCCAGGAGUGGGGUGAGAAUGGGGAUUUUGCAGUAUCCUUCCCCCAGGAGUGGGGUGGGAAUGGGGAUUUUGCAGUAUCCUUCCCCCAGGAGUGGGGUGAGAAUGGGGAUUUUGCAGUAUCCUUCCCCAUGCCACACCGACCAUCCACGCCCGCCGAACCGGUAGUAUUAAAAAAAAAACUGGAUUUCACCACUGAUCUGGGCAUGACUGUUGUUUCCUGGCACUCCCUAUUUAAAAGCGUGUUUUUUUUUUAAAAAAAAAAAGAAAAAAUAUUAUUUUGUUCCCCUCUUCCUCUAUUGCUUCCUCCCGCUUAAAACGUCCUGCUCCACAUCUCAAACAAGAGUUUUGCAGAAGUCUCCUGGAACUGUUCUGGAGUGGAGUUUGGAGGGAGUGUUUCUCUUUAAACACGGGAUUUACAAUAUAUAUAUUGUGGCUUAUUUAUAGUGCCUGCAGCGUGAUCUCCAGGGAUAUCCGGUGCCUUGUGUUUUGCUCUGAAUUCUCUUGAUAUGGGGAUGGCGACUGAACACCUGAAAUCUAGGCUAAUCCUUUUGUUCAAAAAAAAUAUAUAUAAAUGAAUUAAGAUUCUCACCUACCUUAUAGCAGCAAAUUCACCCCCCACCUCCACCUUCUGUACGGAGAUAAUCGCUUUCAAUCCAACAGACCGACUUCAGUUUGACAGGGUUUUUUUGACCACCUGCCAAUUUCGUUGUAUAUAUGACGUACAACGACACACUAAAGGCAGAGACCACCGGCCGCUUCCAAACAGGUUCCCUUCCCUCUUUCCGGCUGAGAUCAAAGCUGCCUUCAAAAUGUUUGACCGGUCUGAAAUUUUGGCGCACUGGUGGACGAUCACUUAGCUGCUGGAAUUAGAAAUACGGACACGGAAGGGCAACGGGGGGGGGG
Molecule: messenger RNA, 3201 nt
Organism: Ahaetulla prasina
Lineage: Eukaryota; Metazoa; Chordata; Lepidosauria; Squamata; Colubridae
Gene: RILPL1
Product: Rab interacting lysosomal protein like 1
Exons: 7
Coding region: 34-1509 (491 amino acids)
Biological process (GO): cilium assembly
Cellular component (GO): cytoplasm; ciliary basal body
Molecular function (GO): protein dimerization activity
Source: RefSeq, a predicted model, not a curated record